Messenger RNA from Lolium rigidum, 1950 nucleotides. RefSeq names its product carotenoid 9,10(9',10')-cleavage dioxygenase-like. Gene Ontology annotation, cellular component: chloroplast stroma. Gene Ontology annotation, biological process: carotene catabolic process. Gene Ontology annotation, molecular function: carotenoid dioxygenase activity. NCBI's taxonomy places the organism in Eukaryota, Viridiplantae, Streptophyta, Magnoliopsida, Poales, Poaceae. The transcript is spliced from 12 exons. The record is from RefSeq and is a predicted model, not a curated record. Bases 1 to 1950 code for a protein of 649 amino acids.
AUGCUGUUGGUGAAGAUCGAGAAGGAGGAAGUGGGCGGCAAGGAAGAGGAAGGAAAAGUGUUGCAGAAUCUCUCCCACGACAGGAUUUUGCCGAAAUUCUCUGUCGCGGCAGGAAAAAUCGUGAGGAAGAAGUUGUUUCUGUCCGGCGGCCGGCGCCAAGACCCAGCGGACCGGCCCUCCCACCGGCUGGGCCGGCCACACGGACGGCAGACCGGGCCCAAAACCGGCGGAUCCGGCGCCACGACCGACCAGACCGGCUGCCAAACCGGGCGGACCGACUCAAACCGGGCCCAGAACCGGUGCCAGCCGGGCCACUGUAUGCGUGCGCAGGGGCGUAUCACCCGGCCACCAGGCCGGCAGACCGGGCCUCAGGCCGGUUCAUCUGGCGCCCAGGCCGGUGGGACCGGGGCCAUGGCCGGCCGUUCCAGUGUCCAGUCUGGCCGUUCCAGGCGUGCAGUCCGGCAAUCUCCGUCUAGCUUUGCAGGAGCAGUAGAAGCACUACAAGAAGCUUAUAACAAUGGUAGCUGCAGCAUCGUGUACCUGAAACUUCGCAGCUUGCUCAGAAGCAGCCGUUUUAAUUGCUUGGAUUUGAUGCAGCCGUAUUUCAAGGAGCUUCAGGAACAUCUUACAACCAGCCUGGCCAGAGGAUUAGAAGCUAUCCGCCGUUUUCCCAACUCAUUCCUAGAUACAUUUGUUGACUCCACCUUCACAUUCCGUCAUCAGCCUCUGCGUCCCACUGAGGGCAAUUUUGCACCGGUUGUUGAAAUCGGUGGAAGAACAGAAAUCAUGGAGAUAGAAGGAGCGAUCCCCCCAGAUUUUCCAGAGGGUGCCUAUAUUAGAAAUGGCUCGAACCCUCUCUUCGGAGCCCUACACAUGGUGAGCUCCAUCUUCGGACAGACUGAAGACAUCUGGGUCGAGGGAGAAGGCAUGCUCCACGCUCUCUACUUCACGAGGAGCAACAAUGGCACCUGCACCUGGUCCUUGUCCUAUAACAACCGCUACGUGCAAUCGGACACUUUCAUGGUUGAAACAGCUCGUGCAAGACCAUGCUUCCUCUCGAUCACCAAAGGAAAUCCUCUCGCCAUGCUUGCGGCAGUCAUUCUAAACAUGUUGAGGUUUGGCAAAGUGUUUCGGAACAUGAGCAACACCAGUGUGUUUGUGCACGCCGGCAGAGUCUUCGCGGCAGCAGAAAAUGACAUACCAAAUGAGAUAGACUUGCAAAGCCUUGACACGAUCGGAAGUUGGUCCGUCAGCGGCGACUGGCUCAUGCCAUUCACAGCACACCCAAAGGUUGUCCCAGGGUCAGGUGAGUUGGUAAUCUCUGGGAUCAACAUUGUGAAGCCCUACUUAUCGAUUGGAGUUGUCUCAGAGGAUGGAGUGAGACUCAAACAGAAGGUUGAUCUGAAGCUAGACAGAUGCACAUUUUGUCAUGAAAUUGGAAUUACUAAAAUGUACAACAUUAUCAUGGAUAUGCCACUUACCCUCGACCCAAAAAGGAUUCUACGAGCAGGCUCUUUGAUUGAUUAUGAGAAGGAAACCUAUGCAAGAAUAGGAGUCAUGCCCCGUAAUGGAGAUGCAGAGUCAGUUCUAUGGUUUCAUGUAGAACCAUUCUGCACAAUGCAUCUCGUCAACUGCUUCGAGGAAGGUGAUGAGGUUGUUGUAAGGGGAUUUCGCGUGCCUGCUUCAAUCAUCAUGGGCCCAACGCUUGAUUGCAUUGAUGAUCCUAGUGCUCAAGAUUUGAAUGAAGAAUAUUUCUCACGACUGUACGAGUGGAGAUUGAACCUGCAAAGCAAGGCUAGUAAAGGAAGAUGGUUAACCGGGACAGAUAUUGCUCUUGAAUUUCCCGUUAUCAAUGAGAAGUAUGUUGGCUUGCAUCACAGGUAUGCAUAUGUGCAAGUAGUGGAUGUGCAAGCGAGUUUCGCUGGUGGUUCUGGAACAGCUACAUUGUAG